UUUAAACAAAUUUUGUACUGGCAAAAAUAAAUAAAUAUAUGACAUAAACAUUGCUUCAGCCGGACAUCUAAACCAUGCAUAGUAGCCUUUCUCAUCGCCGCGUUUAUUUCAGUUCAAAUAACAACGCUUCCUAAGAAGCAAGUUGGUCCAUUGGUGUCAAGACAAUAUUGUCAGCGGAUGUUUCCACUGCAAGUGCCUUCAUAAAUAAAUGUCAAAAUUUUUUGUGGUUAGGUAGAUUAUCGUUAUAAUAACUAGUCUUUACUAUAACAAUUGCCUUAAAAUCCCUAUUGUUUGCUUAGCUGUGAAUAUGGCAUUUAGCUUUGGAAAUACCUCUGUUCCUGCUUUUGGUAGUACUGCCCAGAAACCUACGGGUUUCGCCGCACCUUUCGGCUCAGUACAGCCGACCACUACACAAUCCACCAACUUUGGUUUUGGUCAAUCCCAGUCAGCAGCAACAUUUGGUUCUACCUUUGGGGCGGCACCCACCAGUGCUCCACCCGCUUUCGGAUCCACACAGGGAUUUGGUGCACAACCAGCGGCUUCCACUUCUGUUUUUGGGUCCGCAUUUGGCACGCCUGCUAGCAGUGCAGCUCCGGCUUUUGGGACCACCUUUGGAACAACACAAACUCAAGGAGCCACAGGAAUUUUUGGACAAGCUACAAGUAAACCAAGCACACUUUUUGGUACCCCUGCCACUUCAACCACAGGUCUAUUUGGAGCGGCACAAACAACAACUCCAGGUCUUUUUGGAACUAGUCAAACUGUAGCUAGUACUCCUUCCCUCUUUGGCCCAUCCUCAACAACACCUUCUCUUUUUGGUCAACCAGCUGCAACUGCUACGACACCUAGUUUGUUCGGCACCUCAUUUGGACAACCAGCAGUUAGUGCAGCCCCAGCUCCGUCUUUUGGGGGUGGAUUAUUUGGUGCUGUGCCGCAAAGUUCCGCCCCAUCCUUAUUUGGAUCGUCUAGCUUCGGUACUACUACGACUAGUUCGUUUGGUGGCUUUGGUGCAGCGACCACUAGUACUGGUGGAUUUGGCGGAUUUGGAACAGGAACUACUACCGGGACAGGUCUGUUUGGACAAAAACCUGCACAACCUACUGUCUCUGGUGUUCAAGCAGCUCAACAGACUACCACCCUAAAUAAAAACCAACAAAUCAUCGCCUCUGUUUAUGCAAUAAAUAUUUUUAAUGACGAAAGAGACGAUAUCUUAAAAAAAUGGAAUAUGUUACAAGCUUGUUGGGGAACAGGAAAGGGUUUUUACAAUUCUCAGUUGCCGCCUGUGGAGUAUACACCUCAAAAUCCAUUUUACCGGUUCAAAGCAAUGGGAUACAAUGUUAUACCUGAACAAGAUAACUCAGAAGGAAUAGUCAAAUUGGUUUUUAAUCGAAAGGUAACGGAAUUAAGAAAUCAACAAGACAUCUUAAAAAACGGAUUAGCAGGAAUCCUUGGAAAUCGACCUAAUCUUACCGUUGACAUAGUAUUAUUAAAAGCAACAACAGAUAGUCAGACUGAAGUAAAAAUGUGUGUGUCAGAAAAAGGCGUCACAGGUAUUAACAGAAAAAUACCUGCCACCGAACUGGCAGCUUUUUUAAACCAACCCAUGCAGAAACAGCAACUUACUAAUGUAGGAGUUUUAUCUGUCACCCCAUUCGUAACGCCUAGUAAAGCGGAGUUGGAAGAAUAUUUAAAAAAUCCCCCACCAGGUAUAGAACCACAGAUGUGGCAGGCUGCAAUUCAGGACAAUCCAAAUCCCAAAAAGUACAUCCCAGUGUCCAUUAACGGAUUCUCAGACCUGCGAGCACGAAUGUUAAAUCAGGAAUAUCAGACCGGUUUGCAUUCAGCCUUUUUAGAAAAGGUCGACAAGGAUAUUAAGGAAUUAAAGACCAAGCAUGCUUCAUCUCUGGCUCAUAUUGCUGAUCUCAAGCAAAAAUUUUUAGAACUACAGCAUAGAGUAUUGAGGGUGUUGGUGAAACAAGAAAGCACAAGGAAAGUAGGAGUGGCUAUUCAACCUGAGGAAGAGGUGCUUAGGGGACGCUUAGAAUUAAUGUACACCCAGCUUAAUCAACCCAAACAAUUUAAGGGUCAAAUCAAUGAACUACUCUCUCAUGUUAAAUUGUUAGAGACUUCAGCCAAACAAAGCGGCUGUUACAGAAUUGACGCCGACGCCCAAGAAGACAUUCGACAAUUCCUCAAGAUGGAACAGAGUGGUAUCUCUCAACUCGUCAACAUCGUUAAUAAUGACAUAAAAGCUUUACAAAUCAUCAGCGAUGGCUACAAGGAAUUAUUGGAAAAAAAGCAAUUCCGAUAAGCUAGACAUUUAUUUAUUUUUUUUUUUAAUAUCUUGAUUACAUUAAAAAAAGGAACACAUUUUCUUAUAUAAGAAUUUGAUUUUUAUUAAAUAUUUAUUAUAAUCUUUAAUAAAUAUCCUCUUUAUAAUAGAA
Anthonomus grandis grandis is the source of this 2444-nucleotide messenger RNA. It is a transcript of the gene Nup54, whose product is annotated as nucleoporin p54. Gene Ontology annotation, molecular function: structural constituent of nuclear pore. The record is from RefSeq and is a predicted model, not a curated record. NCBI's taxonomy places the organism in Eukaryota, Metazoa, Arthropoda, Insecta, Coleoptera, Curculionidae. The coding region runs from base 308 to 2311 and encodes 667 amino acids. Gene Ontology annotation, cellular component: nuclear pore central transport channel; nuclear pore. The transcript has 12 exons. Gene Ontology annotation, biological process: NLS-bearing protein import into nucleus; nuclear pore organization; protein localization to nuclear inner membrane.